ACUCGGCGAGGAGUGUUGUCAGAGUAUUCAGUAAUGCUUUGCAUGGCCAGCUAGCUGCUGUCGUGUGCGUCGAUGACAGUCGCAUUGUCAUCUGUUCGGAGAGUGAUCGUGCGAUGUUACUUGAGGAGCCAACCGGGCUACCGGCGGCCGACACCUAACGUCGCGCGAGUGCGUUUUUCGUGAGACUGUGAAAACCGACGAAAUAAAAAAAGAGAGAAAGUAAGGAACAAAAUAACGGACACGUACUCCCGGAGAGACGGACGGGAAGUGAAAAGACAGUGUGAGAGAGAAAAAGACGCGUGAGGCAGGACAUCGAGAGGGAAAAGGAGGACGGGCGAUUUGCGGAACAGGAACUUCAUCGUAUCCACGGCCGAAGUAACGUGGAACUUCGGUUCCACGUACCGCCGUGACUUUUCUCUCCGUUCUCGCCGCGAAUCACCGAGUCACGCGGAGAGCGAGGGAAAUAAAAAAAAAACGGACCGUCGCGGUAGCACCGUGCGCGGCAGUGCAGCAGCAGCGUACCAAGAUGCUGUCGUCAGUGUCAGCGAAAUAAUAAUGUGGUGCGACGUCAGUCAGCAUAAAACUAAUGAAAGGGAAGAUGUUUUGGGCCUAAAGAGUUGUGCAAUGAUGGGUCUGCAGGCGACGGCAGGUAAACGCAAAUUGGAGGGUGGUGUCGGCUGCAUGGAAUUCCACAUGGACUUGGGCGAGAGUCCGUCGAAGCUUGGACGCGUGGACGGUAGCUGGUGGGCGAUGGACGACAAUUACGGGCCGCCCCUGAAUCCGACAUCGUAUUACGAAAUGGAGGUGAGUUCGCCUUGCCUACAGGCGACGAAUCCGUGCCAGCCCUCGGCGACGAGUUCCUCGCAGCAGCAGCAACAAUCCCAGCAACACUCCUCGCAACACCAUCCAUCUUCCCAAUCACCACAACAGGCGCAGCAACAACAACAGCAGCAGCAAUCUCAACAACAACAGCAGCAGCAACAACAAUCGCCGGCGUCACCCUCGACGUCGGCCUCGUCCACGGUGACACAGUUGCAUCAUCACGCGCAACAUUAUUAUCACCAUCAUCAACGCCCCGUCAGUCCUAUUGGUAGCAACGGUUAUAACCAACUGUCGAGAUCUCAACCGCAAUGGGGUGCCCUUCAUCAUUACGAACCACCAACGAUACGUCGCGAGGAAAACGGCAAGAGCUAUCUGGAGCUCGGCUCGAGUUACCGGGCGAACGAGCGGUGCUGCGAAGGCUCCAAGUCCAGCUGGUGUCGGCGCGGCCGGGCCUGCUAUCGGCAGCGACGACUCGCCGUGCUCAACAUUUCUAUGUGCAAACUUGCCAGGUACCGUCAAUUCCCGGAUCCGAGCCUCCACCGGUCGGUACUCAUCUGCAACACUUUGAGACACCUGGAACGUGAGAUGGAGAGAGACAGGAGUCCACCACCUAUGGAGCCGGUUGUGCCGGCGCCGAUCGCUCAACUACAACCGCCCGAGCAGGGUAGGUUAACGCCUUUCCCCGUGCCGCCGACGUCGUCGAGUGAAACCGACGUCGACUCCGGCAUUGGUGACAGUGACGACAGUCGAUCGAUCAACUGGGGUAGCGUACUAUCUCUGUCGAGCCAGUCGCCACUCGACCCGCUCAACAACAACGAACUACUCGAUGUAGACAUUGGUCCCGAUCUCGACUUGGACUUUAUGCCCGGGUGGAAGCUGACGCCUCUUUCGGCGGAUGACAUUCUGAGAAGUACAACGACGACGACGACGACGACAACCCAGGAACAGCAUCAUCAUCACCACCACCAUCAUCAUCACCAUCAUCACCAGCAUCAUCAUCAGCAACAACAACAACAACAGCAGCAGCAACACCUAAUGUCGUCGGGAAGCAGUUGCGGCAGCAGCUGCGGCAAUAGCAACGUCAUCGGAAGCGCCGGCGUCAGCAACGUUGGUAGUAGCAGUAGUACGCACGAAUCGUUAAUGUGCGUAGGUUCAUAGCCCUCGACUUUGACAUCGUUGAGUCAUCUCAUCGAUUUCUAUCCGUUGACGCCGCAGGGCAAGUAAAUCCGCGGCGAUGGACAAUGCACCCCGCGUUCCGCAGUCCGCGGUCCGCGGGCUCUGGAAAGGCGCGCGGGCGAGAGGCGAAGUGAUGAAUACGAAACUCUCUCGCCCACCCUCUGGAGCGCUCGACGUCCGGCCGGCGACUCUCGAGGAGCCGCCUUUAUCUUUCGGUUUCGCGUUAAUUUAUUGUCGCGUCAAUUUACACGUGUACACACACGGAUACAUACAUACGGACACCUACACCGAAUACCGAUACAACCUUCUGUGACACUUUUGUUCUUCCUCCGUUCUUUUUACCACUGCUAUUACUACUAUUACUACUACCACUAUCACCAUCGCUACCAUUACCGACCCUAUCGUUACCAUUACUUCUACUACUGUCCCUCCCGUGACUAUUUACCACUACCGUUAUCGUUACUUCUACUACUAUUGCUACUAUUACUAGAGUAAUACUAUAUUACUACUCUUAUUAAUACUAUUACUACUACUAUUAUUACUAUCGCUAAUCAACGUGUCUCCCAACGUAUCUGCUCCCCGAGAGACGGACGCGUCAUGACACGCGGCAUCCGCAGGUGCAGAUAGAGCGCUCUGAGGGUUUAACGAACGAGUUAAGAACGAGGAGAGUGAAGAGAGGGAAGGAAGUUGUGUAGGACAACGGAAAGAAAGCCUUUACUGUCCGCGUGUCGACAGGUGCUGCUACUCUCGAUAUGAUCUGAUAUCCCGACAAAUAUAUUCGGACGGCAAAUUUUGUAUUGAGCUACCGCGUACAAGAUCAUGAAGACGCGAGUAUUAUCUCUUCCACCAUGAAAUUUCGAGACCAGGUGCAAGCGCAAUUUACACGCGUCUCAGAAUAAAUUGUCUCAAGAUUUAAAGAGAACUGUGUUGAUAAUCAUCAAGUCAUUUAAUAAACGUGUAAUAACGAUCAUGCAUGGAAUCCUAUAGCAGAAUCGAGGCAAUGUUUCUGCAGUUGCAUUUGCGAGCUCGAGAGUUCUCUCAGAAAGGUGAUUAAGACGUAGUAAGAGAAUGCGCAGAGAGAGAUUCGAGAGGACGGAAAGGAGAAAGAGAGAGAGAGAGAGAAGAAAAAUUAUAUAAACCACGUCGAGUAUGAAGAAGCUUCCUUUUCGAGACUGGAAAAACCAACGAGAACAUUGCGAUCGAAGUCUUCCGGCCUGGGGAGCUUCUGCUCCCUCGCAGUUCUCGUUUGUAAGUCGCAGCCUCAGAUUGUCCGGGGAGAAUUUCCUUCGUAAAACGGCGUACGAUGUCGGGGUCCGCGUCUCUGGGAGGAACAAUCGAUGAUAAUCACCGACGAUACGCUAUCCGCGUGUGUAUGUAUGUUUGUAUGUGUGUGUAUAUAUACACACGGGCACGCAUCCACACGCACACACACAUACACAACAGACAGUAUACAUACGACUGCCGUGGCCUAUAUUAUAUGAAGAGACAGCGACACGUGCGAGUGUGAAUGCAUGCAAGUCAUACGGUGCUACAAGGCGGCUGCAUCCUGGUGCUUGUAUCCUCUGGACACACGACACAUUCAUACACACACACACACACACACACAUAUACAGUAUAUGUUAAGCCGAAGACAUACCGAAUUCGCAUGGAUCGCUUGCUUAGCAUCCGUCGCUCGGGGUCGUCGUGACGCGUGUCCUGCCGUCGUAAGCGUGAUACGAUGUAAGUCGGAGAUGUCGGCGUCUUGAUCUCGAGAUACUUUCGGCACCACUACGUCCAGCGUUCUACUUGUUCAAGUAUCUCUUCUCGCGAACCGUGAAUAGUAGUUAAAAAGACAUGAGUCCAUAAAAAGAUUACAUCAGAUCCCAUGUGAUGCUCAUAAUACGAAAAUACUUGGCUGUACAUAAUUUUUAUCUGUCUGAUAAUAAGUUAAUAAAUAAAUUGGAAGAUGUGCAUGGAACUCGAGCUGAAAAUGUCUUACAUUUAAAAAUAAUUUAUAAAGAUACAGCAAGUCACAUUGAACAGGCUGAAUUGGGUUGGUGCAAUCGGGUCUCGACGCGUUUUCCGAGAAAGUGAAAAAUUAACGAGCGAGAGAGAGGAUUGAAACAUUUACAUUGAAACAAAAUAUGUUCAAGUUAGAUAUUAGUUCACGCGUUAAUCAAAUAUUGCGAUCAGAAUAAAAGUUAUAAUUAUUCUUUCAAUAAAUAGCGAUAUUUAUCUAAAAUUCUCUCGGCAUCUCCGUGACUCGACGAUGGAGUGUGCGCCACAAUUGUUUCAAUCACAAAGUCUAAUUGUCAGUUAAAAUGUGAAAAUUAAGCAUGCAAAGCAGUUCAUUAAGUUUUCAAAGUCCAUUUAUAAGCUUUAACGCAACGGAUUAACCCUAACAUGCAUGACAUAGGUCAUGGGUCUAAAAUUCGAUUUUAAAUGCGAACUUCGCAUUAAUUAUUUUAUCAGAAUGACCAUCGAACUUUCCACGAAUAAAUAAAUAUAAAAGUAUUAAUCUUACCGAAAAAAAAAAGAAAAAGGGUAAAGAACUCGUUAUACGUAAAAAAAAUUGCCGCGAAUAGAAGAGAGAAAUGUAAAACAGAGUUUGAUAAAAUUCGCCGCAGUGAAUUAUAACGAGAUUUACAAAAUUACAUUUUUCAAAGAUGUUAGAACCAUUUUCCCUUCAAUACUGAAAGGAUAUUGAAAUUAUCAUAAAAUCGCGAAGGGAGAUAAUUACGAAUGGGGUGCAACGGGCCACGUCGCAUAUGUCUGUCUGUACAUAUAUGUAUAUGUGCACGCGCGCGUGUGCAUGUGUGCGUAUGGGUGUAAGAGAUGAGGUGACACGCGUCCCAAGGAGAUUAACGCGAGACGCCGGCGCCUUCGUGUGGAUAUCUUGUGUCUCGACAUACGACGUCGACAAAUGUACCUGCAUUUUAGAGAUCGGGAUAACGUUCUCCCCUUCGGAUCGUCGCACGGUGGCCACUGCGCGCCACUGAUCUCCCGUAAAUGUAUCAUAUGUACACACAUACAUAUAUUAUAUAUAAAUAUAUAAAAUAAAUUAGAGUGGCCGGCGUGCGCGCGCGUGAAGAAGGCGAAACGCUCGGAGUUUUCGGUCGAUUUAAAAAUCCGCUCGACCCCGGACGUACAUACCUUCUCGCGUGAAAUCCGUGCGCGAUCUCGCCCUCAACGUCCACGAAUCUAUUCGAGAGCAGCUAUACUUAAAACGAUUUAAGAAAGUCUAACGUUACGAAAGAGAGUAAUAAUAAUGAUAACUUAUAUCGACUCGACUGAUUACUUAAACGCGAGGGUGAAUGCGAAUGCGAGAGUGCGAGAGACGAGGGUGAGCCAGGAACGUAUGCGUGUGUUAGAAAGGGAUGAUGUAAUUAUCGCGAUAUAGAGUUGAUUUAAAUUGUAAUUAUAUAUAAUGAUGUUUUCUCUUAUAUGAGACACACAUACACACAACACACACACGCACACAUAGCACACGAUACACAUAUACGCGAGAUAUGCUAGGUACUUGUUGUACAUAUACAUAUAAUAUGCGUUACUUACUAAGUCUAAGCUCUUAGGCAUAAACACGAAUUGUCAAGAAAGAAGAGAACCCUUCGUACCCUCGUUCUCACCCCCCAAAUCGCGUCGACUGUCCUCGCUCUUUCGAAGAUCCUUCCUCGAAUUCCAUUUUCUACUUUGUACCGUGGCACAUGUACGAUCAGCAUACAUCCCUCCCCCACUUUCAUCACAAAUCUCCCAUCUCCGAUGAUAAUACUCUCUCCCCGCGCAAUUUCUCUGCGGAAACGACGAGCAAUAUUACUUAUAACAAGCCGCGGGGAAUUUUUGGAAGGAAUGAGCGUACGUACAAAUUCACGCGUCUUACCGCGCGCGUGAGUGUCGCACACAAAUGUCCUUUGUAUUGUGCAUUGUAUGCGCGUUGAGCGUCAAUACGUUAGUAAAUGGCGGAUUGGACGGGAUCACAAAUCAAGCGGAUGCAAGGGCUCGCACCUCUCGAAAAAGAGCAAUGUAAUUAAGGCAGGAGAACAACUCCUUCCCGGCAAAGAGAAAAGAGUUCGUCUUCAGAUUUAAGGCAGCCUAGCUGUUGUUGGCGGACGUCUGGUUGUCUUUUGCCGUUAGCGUUUCAUAGAACUUGUAUCCGCCAGUAUGCGAUUCGGCUCUAAAUUCGAUAAGACGCUGCUUUAAAUCCCUUCAAUGUUUAACCUCGAAAUUAGAAAAAAUUACACGAUUUGAUAAUUCCGCGAUAUCCCACUUUGACUCGAGUCGAGACGAGUGGAAGCAAAUUAACGAAUUUUUCAUUUCUAAUCUUCGAUUCACUUUCUAGUUAUUGUAUCUGCUCUGUGUUUGACUGCUCCACUGGAAAACCAAAUGAUGCAAUAUCCUUUCCUAGAAAAUAUUCUCUUUUCUCUUAUUGUAAUUAUUUAUAAUUAUGAUCUACUGCAAUUUUAAUGUUACUUUAAUUUUAGUGUUUAUUUAUGUGAUUAGUUACUUUACAUUGAGAAAAAAGUGGUUAAUUUGACUAAAUUUUUUAACUUUAAAAUAUUUAUCUAUUUAAGUUAAUAAUAUUUAAAUAUAUAAAUACUUAAAUUGUGAAAAAAUUUCGUCAAGUUUAUCUUCCUUUUUUCUCUCAGUUUAAGUCAUCAUAAGUGGCCAAUCUUUCAUGAAGCGGCAAAUAAUGAUUUAAUCAACACUUAUUGAUAAUAACGUCAGACUUUUUGUUCGCUAUUUUUCGGUGGAGCAGUCACGUUAUUCUUCCACGACGUUAAUCGAGCGAAGCUAUUGGGAGCGGAAAAUCGGACAGUCGCGCGUGUCUUAAAUCGCUUCCGUAAAUGAAACCUUUCUUUCUCUCUGCUUUGAAAGAGAGAGAGACCGGUUAAUAUAAUUCAAUAUUAAUAUAUCUCGAUAGAAGAUGCUAUUUGUGUAUCUUUCGUUUAUCCGAAAAGAUGUAAAAAAUUAGGGCAUAUUUCUAAAAAAUUAAGUAACAUGGAGAGGGUCGCUGAUUAAAGUCAGUAAAUAAAUAAAAACAAUAUAAUUAGUUUUCAAAUAAAAUGAUAUUUUAAUCAAAUCUGUAUUUAAAAAUUAGACCUGCAAAAUAUUUACAAUUUAUUAUUUUCUUAUUAUAAAAUCUUAUUAUUUGAAUAUCUUUUUCAAACAGUCAUUUACUAACGACUCUUCAAUGACUGAUCCGGCGUCGCUUCAACUCCUACGUGGGAGAACGCGCGAGCGCCGCUGGCAUCUGCGACGUGAGGCUUUGUCUAUUUUUUCUUUAAAACAAUUUUUUUCUUUUGCGCGAUCGGACACGUUGACGCAUAGCUCGCGAUCGGACACGCGUAUCUCGUGAAGUGCCUAAAAACCGCCGAAGGGAGAAAGUUACGGCUGUUAAGCGCAAAGUCCUCGGUACGCCGACGUGCAUACAAGUGGCAGCGGUGUGUGCGACACGAUUAUACUCUGGCGAUUAUUCGCGUUUCUUCCCGUUCUUCCCUUCCUUCCCCCCAUUUUCCCUCUUCUCUCUUUUCCUUUUUAACGGGAUGCCGGAUGGAGGCGUUUUGUAAAUAGUAUAAAUAGCACGUGCGCGAAGAUACGUUUAAGCGAAAUAAAAAAGAGGAUAUAAUAAGUUUAAUAUUGAGAAAAAAUAUAUAUAAAUAAGAUAUAUAUUAUAUAUUAAAGAAAAAAUUGUAUAUAUAUAUGUAUGCGUAUACGUGUACGUGUGCGUGUAUAUGUGUAUAAGAUUAUUAUUAUUAUUAUUAUAUUAUUAUUAUUAUUAUAUGCAUAUAUAUGUAUAUAUUUAUCUUGGUAAAUAAUACGAGGCGGUGACGAGCUCGCGAUCGAUUCUUUCUCAUCGUCGGUGAUAUUCGGACGAAAUUCAUUUUCAUUCGCGCUCAUGACGGCUCGCGGCAAUUCAGUAGUCACACGUCGAAAUUCUCUCUUUUUCAGAAUAUUCGCCGAGCAAUUUUUUUUUCGAACCGAUUUUUACGAUCAAAGAUCCUCACGUUUUAACGGUCGCGUGAGAUUUCAAUAAAAUUAUUAUUAUUAUUUGGUAAAAGAAAUUUAGUCACACUCAGAAUAUGUUUCUCUCAGCGCGAACGAUUCGUAUUAAAUUCGUAAUUAGUUUCAACAUCGGGCUUAUGUUACAACAUAAAUUAAUUAUGCCAAUAAUGUCCGAAGAUCAUUUAUCUCGCGUAUUACGUAAAACUUUGAACCGUCAUCGCGCGAACUGAUUUCUCCCCUCGACUCGGUUCCAUCUCGUCCUGAGAAAGUUGUAAACAAAAGGAGCAAAAAAGUUCCAGGAAAGAAACGAUGGGGCGAGCGGUCGUUGAUAGGGAGAUUGGACGCGAACAGCUCGGCGCCGUCUUGAGAAAUUAGGGCAGGAAAAGAACGCACGACGUUGUACAUUGUAAAUACUAGCGCGAAGAACGAUGGUUACAGAGAGUAAGAGAAAGAGAGAGACAGAGAGAAUAUAAAGAAGACGAGAGAGAGCAGAGAGAGAAAGAGAGAGUAAUAUGGUGUAAAAGGAAAAAGAGAAAAGGGGCGGUCGCGAAUCGAGACAGUGUCGUCGGCCGCGUCGAGCAAACGCACGGCACAGCGGGACGCACUUUCGGAUCAUCCAAAUCGAAAUCCGGAAGUGCGUGAGCACCCGCCGUCGCGACGAGAACGGCGAGAGCUCGGAAGUGUUCUCUCCCGCUGCCCCUAUUCUCCCCCCCUGUAGCGGCACCUGGUGGUGCCAUUCCGCGAGCGAAAAUGCAGACCCGCGGCUGACCGAGCGCGAUCGAGCAGCGAAGAGUUG
Monomorium pharaonis (pharaoh ant) is the source of this 8773-nucleotide messenger RNA. It is a transcript of the gene tara, whose product is annotated as basic-leucine zipper transcription factor A. The transcript has 3 exons. The record is from RefSeq and is a predicted model, not a curated record. Gene Ontology annotation, molecular function: transcription regulator activity. The coding region runs from base 556 to 1980 and encodes 474 amino acids. Lineage: Eukaryota; Metazoa; Arthropoda; Insecta; Hymenoptera; Formicidae. Gene Ontology annotation, cellular component: nucleus.